AAUCCCUGCUAUAGCUAUAGCCAAAGGGCAGCUACGUGAGGAAAACAGAAGCAAGCGGCCGUCGGCUCUCGUCACUAUGAUGAAAGUCGCGCUGUGCCUCGCAGUCGCCUUUCUCGCGGUCUGCAGCGCUGACGGAGCCUACCGUGAGGAGACGCAGUCAGACUCCUACUUCCAGUCACCCGAAGAAGAAUACAUUCCUCCUCCAGAACAAAAGUCCUUCGCGCAGCAGAAAUAUAAUGCUGCGGAUGUCUCCGUUUCGGGGGCGUACGAUCCCGCAAUAGACGGCGUAUUGUCGCAGUCCCAACCGAAGGAUGGUCCCGCGGGAGACGAUGAAUCUCUACCGCAGGACGAAAAUUUCGACUUCGGUGCCUUUCUACAAUCCGAUACACCGCAGGAGGACACGUUUGAACCCAUGGACGAUGCAUUUCUGGAAUCCAAACCGCAGGAUAACAAUAUCGCCUUCCUAAAAUCCGCACUACAGAAUGAGAACAACUGGGAUCCCGAAGAAAAUGCCUUUUUAGAAUCAAAACCGGAGGACGAUUUCAAUCCCGAUGACAACGCCUACGUAGAGUCCGAAGUUCUGGAUGAAAACAAAUCUGAUGCCGCGUCACUGCCGCAAGGCGAUUUCGAUGCUUUUCUGAAAUCGAAACCUCAAGACGACGAUGCUUUUCUACAAUCAACACCGCAGGACCAAGAUCCCGAAGACGAUGCCUUUUUAGAUUCUCAACCGCAGGAUGACGAUCCCGAAGAUGCCUUCUUCGAGUACCAACCACAGGGCGAUUUCGGUAGUGAAGACAAUAGCUUUCUACAAUCCUUACCGCAGGACGACGAUGAAGACAACGCAUUUCUACAAUAUCUGCCGCAAGGCGACGAUUCAAAUGAGAAAAGUGCCUUUGUGAAAUCUCAACAGCAAGACGAACCAGACGAUGCCUUCUUUGAGUCCCAGCCACAGGACGAUUUCGAAUUCGAAGAUAACGCCUUUCUAGAUUCCCUACCGCAGGAGGAGGAUGCGUUUCUAGCGCAAGACGACGGCGACGGCGACUCCUAUCUAGAGUCCCUGCCGCAGGAUGACGAUGCGUUUCUAGCGCAAGACGACGGCGACGACGCCUAUCUGGAUUCCCUGCCGCAGGAAGAUGCUCAGUACAUGCAGGACGAUGAUGAUGACGACGGCGGAGUCAACUCGCAAUCAAUACGACAAAAACGACAGGAAGAAGACGAUGCGUUGUCUCUCGCACAACAGGAAGAUGAAGAGCCUGUGGUUUCUUCCGAACUAUCAGAGUUGGACGAUUCCCCGAUCGCACAGUCUGAGGUCGGCGGUGCUCCGGCACGCUCGCAAUGGCGUUGGCCGUUCAGACGACGAAAAGGACGCAGGAGGCGGGGCCGAAAGCGCCGUCGCCGAGGCCGGAGAAGACGCCGGCGCCGAGGUCGAAAGCGGCGCCGGGGCCGAAAAUCACGAGGCCGGGGGCGAAAGAAACGGGGCCGAAAAUGGAUGAAAUGUUGGUGCGAGGGCGGACUUAAAACCUACGUCCAGGAAAAAGCGGAACCCUCAGUGUCGCUGGUGCAACAAGAAGACGAAGAGCCGGUGAUUUCAUCGGAAUUAUCUGAGCUUGACUAUUCCCCGAUUGCGGAGUCUGAGGUGGACGAUGAAGAAGGUAUUCCAGUACGCGCGCAGAAGCGUGGAAAGCGGGGUCGAGGCCGGAAGCGCGGCCGUGGUCGAAAGCGGGGCAAGAAAAGGGGCAAGAAACGGGCAAGAAACGGGGCAAGAAACGGGGCAAGGGUGGAAAGAAACGGGGCAAGGGUGGAAAGAAACGAGGCAAGGGUGGAAAGAAACGAGGCAAGGGUGGAAAGAAACGGGGCCGAGGGGGAAAGAAACGAGGCCAAAGCCGCCGAAAAUUGAUACGGUGCUGGUGCAGGGGUGGAGUAAAAUCCUAUAUUCAGGAAAUAAUGGUACCAUAUCCAGUUUCGCUGAUGCAAGAUGAUAAUGAAGAGCCGGUUGAGUCUUCUGCUACCUCCACAAUGCAAAACUUCCCGAUCGUAAAAUCAGACGAGAAUGCCCCUGCUAGUGAGCAAAUAUUUGGAAGUUUGCUUCGAAUGGGAUCCAGAUUAGUGUUGAAACCUGCGCUGAAACGUGGGCUGAAACAUGGACUGAAACGUGGACUGAAACGUGGGGCUAAACGUGGACUGAAACGUGGGGCUAAACGUGGGCUGAAGCGCCGAAUUCGGCGUCGGGGUAGGCGCAGGGUUCGGCGACGAAGAAAUCGUCGCCGUCGCCGCCGUCGUCGUCAUCGCUGCCGACGUCACCGGCACUGCACUUAUCGCAGGGUGCGACGUCCGUACAAUACGUAUUGCUGGGUACGCGUACGACGUCGCUACCGUAUGUAUCGCACGGUACGACAACCGUACUACGCAUAUCGCUGGGUGAGGGUACGACGUCGCUACCGUACUUACCGCUGGGUACGACGUCGCUACUGCCGCCCAACAUGACGGUGAAGUUAUACAGCAAACAAAACAAGUGGACAAAGAACAAUGUUGUAGAUAUAGAAAUGUAGUUGAGUUGGGCAUUAUUGUAGAGUCAUGAAACUUUAGAGCAGUAGAAACUCUUUGAUUUGUAUUAUAUAAAUUUUGUAGUUCUAUAAAGUGUGUUAUAUCGGCAGUUGAAUUGAGUGCAGAAAUUAAUUUUCAUAUGCAUGUCACAAUCAAGUGAAAAACAUAAUUAAAAAACUGAG
Molecule: messenger RNA, 2726 nt
Organism: Geodia barretti
Lineage: Eukaryota; Metazoa; Porifera; Demospongiae; Tetractinellida; Geodiidae
Source: the annotation of a GenBank genome assembly